UUUAACUGUGCCUUGACAUUAAGGACAUUUUCUUUCCUAACGGCAUCUGAGAUAUUCGUGUAUAGCAGCUAUUUCAUAAUCUGCUUUGGUGUUAAAAAAAUUGGGAAAAGAAAACGAAUAGUUCUUGAACCGCCACAUUUAACUUUCACAUAUAAAUUUCUUUAAAAUGCGUGAGGUAAUAUCAAUACAAAUUGGCCAAGGCGGAAUUCAAAUCGGAAAUGCUUGUUGGGAAUUGUACCUUUUGGAGCACGGUAUUGAUGUUGAUGGCUCUCUGAAAAGUAAAACAGAAAGUUCGGAUGGAUCGGAUAAAUUAUCAAAAGAUACAAAAAGUGAAACCACUAAUGACUCAAAUACUUUUUUCGCUGAAACUGGUUUAGGCAAACAUGUACCACGUACAGUUUUUGUUGAUCUUGAGCCUACAGUUAUAGAUGAUGUCCGCACCGGUAACCUUAAGAGUUUGUAUCAUCCAGAGCAACUGAUAUCUGGCAAGGAAGAUGCAGCAAAUAAUUAUGCACGUGGCCAUUACUCUAUCGGGAAAGAAGCAAUUGAUAAAGUUAUGAAUCGGCUUCAAAAAUUAUCGGAACAAUGUGAAAGUCUUCAAGGUUUCUUAAUAUUUCACAGUCUUGGUGGUGGCACUGGCUCGGGCUUCACUUCUUUGCUUAUGGAACGCUUAACUGCAGAUUAUAGUAAGAAAUGUAAAUUGGAUUUUGCUGUGUAUCCUUCACCAAAAGUGUCUACGUCAGUUGUAGAGCCAUACAAUGCGGUUCUUACAACACACGCUACUUUAGAGACUUCGGACUGUGUUUUUAUUGUAGACAAUGAGGCAAUCUAUGAAAUAUGUCAGAAUAGUUUAAAUGUUGAUCGCCCUAAUUAUCGUAACUUAAAUCGUCUAAUUGCACAAAUUGUUAGUUCAACUACAGCUUCUUUACGUUUCAGUGGUUCUAUGAAUGUCGAUCUUAAUGAAUUUCAAACAAAUUUAGUACCAUAUCCACGUAUUCAUUUUCCACUUGUUGCGUAUGCUCCAUUAGUUUCAUCGUCAAAUGCAUCGCAUGAACAUAAUGCUAUAAUGGCAUUAACAAACUCUUGCUUCGAACCUUCAAAUAUGAUGGUUAAAUGUGACCCGCGUGCUGGCAAAUAUAUGGCUUGUUGUAUGCUUUAUCGUGGAGAUGUUGUACCAAAAGAUGUAAAUGCGGCAGUAUCGGCUAUUAAAUCUAAGCGACAUAUUCAAUUUGUGGAUUGGUGUCCAACAGGAUUUAAAAUUGGAAUUAAUUAUGAAAAGCCAGCAUGCGUACCAGGUGGAGAUUUAGCCCAAACUUCUCGAGCAGUGUGUAUGCUAUCAAAUACAACUGCCAUUGCUGUUGCAUUCAGUAACUUGGAUUACAAGUUUGAUUUAAUGUUUAAGAAACGUGCAUUUGUGCAUUGGUAUGUUGGUGAAGGAAUGGAAGAGGGAGAGUUUACCGAAGCUCGUGAGGAUUUAGCUACAUUAGAGAGAGAUUAUGAAGAAGUUGGCACAGAUGAUCAAGAACAAAGUGAUAAUGCGGAUUAUGAACUUUAAAUUGUGCUAUUAUAGGAAAUAUAAGGAAAAAUACUUUGUUACUUAUUUAAAAAUAAAAUAAAAUGUAAUUUGCUUUUUUAAA
Molecule: messenger RNA, 1637 nt
Organism: Zeugodacus cucurbitae (melon fly)
Lineage: Eukaryota; Metazoa; Arthropoda; Insecta; Diptera; Tephritidae
Product: tubulin alpha-4 chain
Exons: 2
Coding region: 167-1555 (462 amino acids)
Biological process (GO): microtubule cytoskeleton organization; mitotic cell cycle
Cellular component (GO): cytoplasm; microtubule
Molecular function (GO): structural constituent of cytoskeleton; GTP binding
Source: RefSeq, a predicted model, not a curated record